UAAAUAUGAAUAGCUAUAAAACGAUAUGAAAAAACAAAAAAAAUUUCUAUAUUACAAUUUGCUGUUAUUAUCUAAGUUACUUAUUCACUUGAUAUAAAUAAUAUCAAGUGUAUUCAAGCAGAAACUAUCCAUCCAUAUUUAUUCAAUAUAUAAGAAUAUUUUAAGAGCUCCGAAACAUCAUUUGGAAGCUUAUAGGAGAAAUGAACAGAGAAGUACUAUCCGAGUACACUAUCAUUUAUGCGAAGUUUAGGAGGUGCAGAAUAUAUGUGUGCAGAAUAUAUGUGUGUCAGACGAAACGCAGGUGCGCCACGAAAAGCUGACCAAUCACGCGAGUGGCCAGCGACGAGAGCGAGACGGCGAUGCGCGAGUUGGAGAACGGAGUAGAAAACGGAUAGGAAAAGGAGAGGGGAAGACCUGUCAGACGAUCGCGCGGUCGCAAAAAGCCAAUGCAGACGCCGCCGAACGGCGAACGUGUGCGUGUGAGAAUUAUUUGUGUUUUUUUUUGUUCCUUCGUACGCGCGCGCGGCGGCUCGCGAUGUCCAAGAAGCCGUCGCGAGAUGAUGCCCUCAACGACAUCUCCGCCUGGGACACGGAAGGCGUGCUGUAUCUGUUGCGCAAGAACGGACUAGAGGAAUGUUGCAACGCUGUGGCGAAACGGCAGAUCGACGGCGAUGGGUUGCUGCACUUGACGGAUGGGACGCUGGCUUUCUGGAAGAGUGACCUCACGCGUCCACUGAUAGGAAAAUUAUGGGCAUUCGUGCAAGAAUUGAACAAGUCUCCAGAAAAAUAUCUGCCAGACAAGACUGUAGAAACGCAACAAAACGAUGAUCAUUUGAGCGACAGCGGUUCCUGGGGAACCGAUUUCGAUGAUGAAACGGUUGAAGAAAAUAAUUCUACUGAAGAUUCACAGGAAAUCGUAAAGCCAAGUAUGAUCAAGAACAAGCAGGCAUUUCUGCAGAAAAAUAGAAUACCAAUUGAUAAAAUAGCAAUGCAAUUGCCAUUGAAGAAAAUAAUAAAACCGGAGGCGGAAGAAACCUACGCCAAUUGUAAAUCCUCCCAGGACGAGGAGGAGAAUAUGUACGCUAAUUUUCAGGAAACAAAAUCAUCGCCUCCGAGGAACGUUUCGAUGUUGUACCAGUUGGACAAGUCCUUAGCCGAGAAAUUGAAGGAUGAACUGAAGCGAAGAAAUCCAGAGAAGAAACCCGCGGUCGGUCCGAAACCAGAGAUUAUGCCGCCGAAAAGAAUUCCGAUGACAAUAUCUGAUAAGAAAUUUCCGCAGAAAUCUUUUUUGCACAAUGCGUCGAAGAUGAACCAACGAGUUCUUAAUCAACAAGGCAAAACACAAAGAAAAAUGGGUGUGCCACCACCACCACCGGAACCUAAAAAGAACAAGAAUUACACGUCUGCAGAAACCAAAAAAAUAUCCGAUAUAGAGUCAUCGAAACAACCACCGGUUAUCUUAAGGAAUUUCGAUCUCGUAGCAAAUUUACCUGCACGCACAGAAGAAAGCGAAGACGAGUACGAGCCGCUCGAUGAGAACAUCAUGGAACAAAUGGAGCAGAGGAACGAAAUUUCGCGGGUUGAUAACAAGCAGUCGUUACAUAGUGGUCGCCAGGGAUCAGUUGAAAGCGUUUACAAACCAUCCAGUGCUACGAGUUAUGAAGAAGAAGAGGAGGAGGAUUAUGAAAUUUAUGAGUCUAUCACUGAAAUACCGGAAGAUAAUUAUUACUUGAGCCCCAUUCAAAGGACAAACAAUGUGCAACAAGAACCACCUCCUUUACCCGCCAAACCGUCAUCAUCUCCCCUACCUUCGACUGUUCCCAGUAGAAUUAGAUCGGAGAAAUCCAAAGAACGAUCACCAGAUAAGAAAUCAGCGACAUUGUCUCAUACUGGCAGUAAUACUUCGCUAUCGACUGAAAGAGCCACGCGACCACUACCCCCGCCGCCUGAGAGGCAAUCUUAUGUGGACAAACCUUGGUAUCAUAAUAUCACAAGGGAGCAAGCAAUUACUCUUAUUACAGAACAAGGUACUUAUAAUAAUCCGCAAGAUGGAUAUUUUUUAAGACCAUCGACGACAAAACCCGGUAAUCCCUUUACUUUGGUCCUUUGGUACAGAGAGAGAGUUUUCAAUGUUCCGGUUAGAAAAAGAAAUGACAACAGAUACGCGUUGGGCUUUCCAAAAGUGAAUGAGAUAUCUUUCUCAACGGUGGAAGAGAUUGUGCCUUUUUAUAUGAAGGAGGAAUUGAUGCUCUACAGCAACGGCGUGCUAGUUGGAAGUACGAGAUUGACUGAUACUCCACCAAAGUGAUUUUAGUCUGUUAUAUACGCUUUAAACGGGAAAAAAGAUCUUUAUCUAUAAUCUAGCUGUAUAUAAGAGUUAUAUACGACGUAUUUAAACACUGCCGAGUAAACAUUCUUAUUAAACACUACGAUAAUACGAAGAACUAAUACGAAAAGAUAAUCAGCGGGAUAAUGAAGAACAAUUUAUUUAUUAGUCUUCGUAUAUUUGGAAUCAAUCAAUUCGUGAUCAAUCACAUUGCACAAGACAUCAUUACUAUUUUAAUAUUAUUCUAACAAUUCAACAAGUUCUCUUUAUUACGACUUACUCGUUUAAGAUUCAUCUCGGCAAUUCUGUGUGCCUUCGAUAAAAUGACGUAAGUGAGCUCAAUUAUAUUGAGCAACAGAUCUCUUAUGGAAAAUGUAUACAUAUAUAUAUAUAUAUAUAUAUAUAUAUAUAUAUAUAUAUAUAUAUAUAUAUAUCAAUCUUUUAUAACAGGAUAUAUUUAUGCUCGAUUUAUAUGUAAAAGAUCUAAAAGAAUAGUUUUGUAGAACAAAUUUUCUGUGUUUUAUAAAGGCGGAAAAA
Pogonomyrmex barbatus (red harvester ant) is the source of this 2863-nucleotide messenger RNA. RefSeq lists its product as uncharacterized. The record is from RefSeq and is a predicted model, not a curated record. Lineage: Eukaryota; Metazoa; Arthropoda; Insecta; Hymenoptera; Formicidae. Gene Ontology annotation, biological process: cell surface receptor protein tyrosine kinase signaling pathway; intracellular signal transduction.